UCCAAACCCUAGCCCGCCUCCCGGCCUCCGGUGCUCGGAUUCCCCGCGGCGGCGCGUGAUCCGGCCCAACGCUCCCAUCGCGCCCCGCGCGUCCGGUUCACCCUAGAUCCGGCGGAUGGAGCGCCCGGCGGAGAAGGAGGCGCCGCCGCCCGCGGUGGAGGACGGGAUGCUCUCGGCGACUGCGGCGAUGGCGAGGGACGCCGCCGUGCUGCUCCAGAGCCGCCGGUACGCCGAGUGCGCCGAGGUGCUCGCACAGCUCCCGCUCAACGAGGGCGAUCCCAAGGUCCUCCACAAUAUGGCCAUUACAGAAUCUUUCUUGGAAGGUUGUCCUGAUCCAAAGAGUCUGCUUAAAAUUCUAGGCGAUGUUAAGGUUGGAAAGAUGCUGAAAUAUAAGCAAGAAGAUGUUUGCGGAGGAGAGAGUAGUGAAAUGCACAGGGAUCUGAUUGAUACUUUUGAAGAGCAAUUUGGCGAUUCAAGUGAUUCUGGUCAAGGUGUCUGGGGUGAACUCAGCAAAGGAAUUGCUGCAAAGUUGUCUCGAACUGUUUUCUCCAUUGCUUCAUUUAAGGGAAAUGCGAUGCUAUGUGCAUGCUCAGGCAUAGUUAUACGAUCUGACCCACCCAUCACAACUUUGCUGACUUCGGCAAGUUUAGUGAGAUCUUCUCAUGGCAGGAUUGAAGAUGACUUGAUGAUUAGAGUGCGCUACGAGUACCGACAGUAUACCAACGGGUGGUUGGGAGACUAUGAUUUGGAUCACAACCUUCUUCUUGUCAACAUCCAUACCCGCCGUCUUCCUGUGGCACAUCUUGACCAUCAAGUGCAACUUGAGUCAUGUAGCAAGGUACUAGCUGUAGGUCGUGUUUUCAACUCCAGAAAAUUGAUGGCCACAAGUGGGUUAGUGAAGGACACAAUAAGCAUAUAUGAUCAGGAGGAGGCCGCAGUCUCCACAUGUAAAAUCAGUAAGGCUGGGAUUGGAGGGCCCCUUAUAGAUGUCGAUGGGUACUUUCAUGGCAUGAACUUUUAUGGUGAGGAAGAAACACCAUUCCUUCCAAGGAGUAUAAUUCUCAAAUGCUUGAAGCGUUUUGGGAUAUUUGGGGAUGAAAAUAAAGGAGGUGACUACACAAGCAGGAAAAUGAUGAGAUGCGCAAAUAGGACUGUGGAUGCUUCCCCAUCUUGUGGCUUCUUUUCAAAAGAAUUUGUUGAUCAGAUGCAUGAUCGUCUACGCUCCAAUGGUUUUCCCUUGCCAACUACUAUCUGCGCUGGCAUGGACAUUAAUAAUUCUUUUGAAGAGAAAUUCUGCAAAUUGGAUGGCUCUAAAGGAGAUUUCGUGAAUGAACUCAGUGUGGAACUUGCUUCAACUUUGUCUCGGAGCGUUGUCUCCCUUGCUUCAUUUGACGGAAAAACAAGGUGGUUUGCAUGCUCAGGCACACUUAUAGAGUAUGAUCGACGUACAAGCGUUCUAACGUCAGCAAGUUUGGUCAGGUCUUUUGAUGAUGAAAACAAAAUUGUUGAUAACUUGCAGAUUGAAGUGCACCUUCCAGAUGGACAAUGUGUCAAAGGGACGCUGCAGUACUGUAAUUUAUAUUAUAAUAUUGCUGUCGUCAACACCUUGGUCUUCCCUGAUUUUCGUGCAGCAAAUCUCUAUCAUCCAAUGCAAAUUGAGACUGGUCGUAAGGUGGUGGCUGUAGGGCGUAUUUUCAGUAGUGGCAGAUUAACAGCCACUUGUGGAAUAGUUACUGGCAAAGAGAGCAAUUUUUGCGACAAGCUUAUGAUGUCCACCUGUAAAAUCACUAAGGUUGGGAUUGGAGGGCCCGUUGUUGAUUUCAAUGGUAACUUCAUCGGCAUGAACUUUUAUGACAAGGGAGAAACUCCAUUCCUGCCUAGAAAUGUAAUUCUUGAAUGCCUCAGGCAUUUUGAGACGAGAGGGAUCAUGGCUGCUGAAAAUAUUGCCGAUAGGCCAACCAGAUGGCCAGUGCCCGAACCCUAUUGGUUCAACCCGACAAUCGAUGAGCCUACGGACCCUUUGUUGGAACUGGCACUUCUACCUAUGGUGGUGCUCAGGGCGGACCCAGCCCAGAAAUAGAGCAGGGGCUGCUAGCUACAGUAACACUGGAGCUACAAUAAAAACAUCUACAGUCUACUAAACCAACAAAAAUGAGUAGGGGGGCGUGCCCCCACUCCUAUAACGCUGAGCCUGCCCCUGGUGGUGCUCUGAUUAUGUGGCUUUAGAAUCUGCAAUGUGAUGAUUAAUAAAUAUUAUUAUGUACUUGUGCUCCAAGUCUAGCAAGUAUUGACCUUAGUUCAGUUUGUGUAACUUCAAGCACAUUUCCUUGGCACAUUCACCCAGGGUUAAAAUGCAAGCUUUGAGAUAUGUAUGGGCUCCCCUGUCUGUCCAUCUU
Molecule: messenger RNA, 2396 nt
Organism: Phragmites australis (common reed)
Lineage: Eukaryota; Viridiplantae; Streptophyta; Magnoliopsida; Poales; Poaceae
Exons: 16
Coding region: 116-2080 (654 amino acids)
Source: RefSeq, a predicted model, not a curated record